This is a messenger RNA of Ochlerotatus camptorhynchus, 1155 nucleotides long. RefSeq names its product methionyl-tRNA formyltransferase, mitochondrial. Gene Ontology annotation, biological process: biosynthetic process; conversion of methionyl-tRNA to N-formyl-methionyl-tRNA. The coding region runs from base 48 to 1109 and encodes 353 amino acids. The record is from RefSeq and is a predicted model, not a curated record. Gene Ontology annotation, molecular function: methionyl-tRNA formyltransferase activity. Lineage: Eukaryota; Metazoa; Arthropoda; Insecta; Diptera; Culicidae. The transcript is spliced from 5 exons. Gene Ontology annotation, cellular component: mitochondrion.
UCGCGCUGUUUAAAAGUAAAACAGUGUAGCAAUUUAUUACAAAAUCAAUGAAAAUAUUGGAUAGUAUGUGCCGCAACGUGUUUGAAUAUCGUAGAAAAUGUUUUCAUUUGUCCCGUUUAGUGACCACCCGCGAUUGCUGUACCCCAUCAGCUGCUGGUAAAAGGAGAAUUUUGUUCUUCGGUACCGACAACUUUUCGCUUCCCAGUUUAAAGAUUCUUAAUGAAAGUUUAAAAUCAAACGGUACGGUUUCGUCCCUGGAAGUGGUCACCUCGUUCAAAGCAAAACGAAAUCCACUGAAACAAUAUUCACAAGCCGAGAGGCUCCUGCUUCACGAUUGGCCCCUUCAACGGCCCGCAGUAGACAGGGAUUUCGAUCUCGGCGUAGUGGUUUCGUUUGGCCAUUUGAUUCCCGAAUCGCUGAUAUCCUCGUUUCGAUUAGGAAUGCUUAAUGUCCACGCCAGUUUGCUUCCAAAACUGAGAGGUGCUGCUCCAAUUGUACACGCCAUCCGCAAUGGUGACGCGGAAACAGGAAUCACCAUCAUGAAGGUCAAGCCGAAUCAUUUUGAUGUUGGUGAGAUAUUGACUCAGAGAAAAGUCCCAAUCAUCAAACACAUGCUGAUGCCAGAACUUCAUAGUCAACUAGCCGAAAUCGGUGCCUCCGCUCUGCUGCAUUGUAUUGAAAACCUCGAUCACUAUUACUCAUCCUUCACGGCUCAGGAUAGUCAGAAGGCGACUUAUGCUCCAAAGAUCGACGCGCAAUUCGCUGAAAUUCGAUGGUCUGAAAUGAGCGGCAAACAGGUCUACGAUCUAUAUCGAUCUCUGUACUCUUAUAGGCCUCUCACAACCCGCUUAGGAGGCGAACCGGUUAAGAUUGUCAAGCUUUGUUACCAAGAAUUGGAGGAAGAGGAAGCAUCCCGCGAUGGAAUGUUUCUUCAAGUAGGACAGAUUCAAUACUGCCGCAAGCGGAAGCGGUUACGUGUUGGUUGUCGGGAUGGAAGCACAGUUGACGUUGAACAGCUAUCCAUCGGUGGAAAGAAAGUGAUGAGCGCACAGGAGUUCAACAAUGGGUUUCUGAGUAAGAUGGAACCCACUGCCAGAAUGUUUCAAUAGACUGUUAGAGCAAUAAAAAUAAUAGACAUUGUCGAAUGAAAGUGUU